Xiphophorus hellerii (green swordtail) is the source of this 1456-nucleotide messenger RNA. RefSeq names its product AP2-interacting clathrin-endocytosis protein-like. The record is from RefSeq and is a predicted model, not a curated record. NCBI's taxonomy places the organism in Eukaryota, Metazoa, Chordata, Actinopteri, Cyprinodontiformes, Poeciliidae. The transcript has a single exon. Bases 933 to 1427 code for a protein of 164 amino acids.
UUUUUUAUGAUUAUUAUUUGCAUGGCACACAUGCAUGAUGUAAUCACUUUAGUUUGUAUUUCACUUGUGCCAUCCUUUUGUAUGUCUUUUUUGUACAUUAUCUCUAGUCAUCCCCAGUAGAUGUGUGUGUAGAGACAUAGAUGUCUAUUGUUUAUGGAAAGUGUUUUGCUGCUGAGUACAUUUAAUUUUAUGUGAGUAGCCAGUUUAAAGUACGUAAUGCGUGUCUAGAGCAGCUGUUAUAGUCCUGCCACAUCUCUGGUUUUUCCCAACCACAUUCCCAAAAAGUGUUCCUGCCACACCAUUAUUGCAGUACUAUCCCAUUGCAAAAGUGAAAUCUGUUGUUUUCAGCAUCAGCUAACGAGUUGGUAAAUUCAUUUGCCAUAUUGUGAAUGUUCAAAAUAAGAAGACAUGUUUAAAAAAAAAAAAAAACAUGGCAGCAUGACAUUUUUGUGUCUUCAGCUUGCAGUUGCAUUUUUGUGACAGUAUUUGUUCUUUAGCUCUGCCUGUAAAGAGACCUGUGCACAAACCUCAGAACAUAUCAGUGUUAACUCUCAGAAAAAUGCAAAGUUCACUGGUGCUGGCAAUGCAUGACUUCUUUUGCUUUACGAGUUGGAUAAAGAGAUGCAUUCAGAAAUACAUUCCUUUGUACAUUACCUUUAAGGUGACUGUCUACCCUUUCACACAGAUCUCAGUCAUCUGGUACAUUGUGGUUCACAGCAAUAGCAUUUCUUUUUAUCUAAUCAUACUGCUUCUGCCACCUUGACUUCUCCUUACGUGACAUCAUGUUUGAAAGGGAAACAGCUGCAUUAAGGGUAAAAUCUGUUAUCUGUGUUCCUCCUUAGCGUGUAGUAAGUCAUCUAUAAAGUGUAAGAACUGUGGAAGAGUGUUUCAGUUUAUCAUUUUGCAGUAUUGUCAAUUGUUUUUAGGGGACAAUGGUCUUGACAGACUGGAUCAAACCUGCAAACAUGACCACCGAUCAUCUAAAGUCCUCUCUCCCAUUUAUGAGAUGGACGUGGGAGAAGCGUUUGAGCGUCUGUUUGGAUAAGGACAGAGAUGUUAGACAACAGGUGGACGGCGAGAGACGGAAAGGGGAUGCGGAGAACGGCAGCGACUUUGCCAAGCGAGACUGGAGCUUGCUCAGGCAGCUCCUGUCGGAGCACGAGUCUAACCUGGGUGUUAUCAACCCAGUGCCCGAGGAGCUCAACUUGGCUCAGUACCUCAUCAAGCAGACGCUGUCCUUGUCCCGGGACUGCCUGGACGGGCAAGGCCUUUCUGUCACCGUAGAAGGAGACUUUCAAACGAUGGGCGAGCUCAUCUCACCCAUGGAAGACUCCUCCACCAGCAUCACGGUGACCAGCUUCUCUCCGGAAGACGCCGCAUCCCCACAGGGAGAGUGGACCAUCGUGGAACUGGAAACACACCACUGACUACUCAGAGGAGAACCUGCUGGACAGUU